This is a messenger RNA of Erpetoichthys calabaricus (reedfish), 12534 nucleotides long. Its product is annotated as synaptotagmin-7-like. Gene Ontology annotation, cellular component: membrane; axon; synaptic vesicle. The transcript has 13 exons. The record is from RefSeq and is a predicted model, not a curated record. Lineage: Eukaryota; Metazoa; Chordata; Cladistia; Polypteriformes; Polypteridae. Bases 249 to 2333 code for a protein of 694 amino acids. Gene Ontology annotation, molecular function: calcium-dependent phospholipid binding; clathrin binding; calcium ion binding. Gene Ontology annotation, biological process: vesicle fusion; regulation of dopamine secretion; regulation of calcium ion-dependent exocytosis.
CUUACUCAAACACACACUCUCACGCGCGCGCACACACGCACACAUACACACACGCGCACACAACCAGCAAGGAACGCACGGAAACCUGGGGGGCGAGAUAUUAAACAGACCAGGAGAGACCGCCACCACCCCACCCCCAAAACAGAAGAAGAAGGAAAACUACAAUAAAGAAAGACUUUGCAUAACGCAGAAGGAGCAAGCGUUCUUCUAUAUAAAAGACACAUAAAUAAAAGGAAACAAAGACAGCGAUGUACAUCAACACAGAGAAUGACAACAAAGGCACAGAGUCUAUCAGUGUGAUCCUGAUCUCCCUUGCUGUGACUGUCUGCGCUGCAGCCAUGGUUGUAAUGUGCGGGAUCUGCCAGUGGUGCCAAAGGAAGCUGGGUAAACGGAACAAACCAACACUGGAGAUGGUGGGGACCCCAGAUUCUAGCAGGGCACGCAGUGAAUCAAAAGCUAUCAAUGAUCUAGACAGAGACUUUUGGAAUAACAAUGAAAGCACAGUGCACCAGAAAUGGAGUUCCUAUCCUCCCAAGGAGUUCGUUCUAAAUAUUUCACCCUAUGCUCCAUACGGCGACCCACGCCUGACCCUCAAUGGCUCAGUCCCAGGGGGUCACAAAGCUGCGGUGUCUGGAGUGGGUCCUCCUGGGGGUGAUAAGGAAGGAGGCCGCCCUCUAGGACAGCCCAUACGUAGCAACAGUGUGAAAAGCAGCAGUUCUGGAGUCAGCAGCCGCAGCGAGGUGCUCAAUGGCAGGGCUGGGAAGGCUGGGCGCUGGCAAACUGUACAGAGCCACAUGCAGUCGGGCAAGCUACGGCCGGCCAACUUUGAUGAUCCCUCCCUCUCCGCUGCAUCAACACUGGAGCAUAUCUCCUCAACAGCUUCAGGGGGCUGCCAGCGUCCCCGCACUCUUGUCCGGCAGCAGAGUCUGCAGCAACCACUGAGCCAUGCGCCACCCCCUAGCCUGGGCGACCUUCCUCCCACCAGCCAAAGCCUGGGACAGUUGCACCAACAGCCUCCCUCAAGUGCCAGCAGUUCCAGUGGGGUGGGGGGAGGAGGAAGGGCAAGCCGGGGGAGUGCACAAACACGGCAGGGGGUCUCAGCAGGUAGCUCACGGUACCGAGCCACAGGGGGGCGCUCACGCUCUAAUCCUGGCAGCUGGGACCACGUCAUGGGGCAGAUCCGCAAUCGUGGGCUGGACAUGAAGUCUUUUCUAGAAGGCCGCAUGGUGGUGCUAUCACUCGUUCUGGGUCUCUCAGAGCAGGAUGAUUUUGCCAAUAUUCCCGACCUGCAGACUGCACCAGGCCAGCAAAACCAGAACGCCCCACCGGACAAGAGGUUACCCGCAGGCAGUAAGGCAGUAAACACUACCCCUGUGCAGGGACAGCUGCCCCAGGAUGAGUUGGACCGCCGCACAGACACCAGAUCUUCCGUUUCUGACCUUGUCAAUUCUCUCACCAGUGAGAUGUUAAUGUUAUCACCAGGAUCAGAAGAUGAUGACUCACAUGAUAUGCCUGGUCGGGAGAAUUUGGGCCGUAUCCAGUUUAGUGUUGGAUACAACUUCCAUGAGUCUACACUAACAGUGAAGAUCCUUAAAGCUCAGGAACUGCCAGCAAAAGACUUUAGCGGAACCAGUGACCCAUUUGUCAAAAUCUAUUUGUUGCCUGAUAAGAAACACAAGUUAGAAACCAAAGUGAAAAGAAAGAACUUAAACCCACACUGGAAUGAAACCUUCCUGUUUGAAGGUUUUCCAUAUGAGAAAGUUGUCCAGAGAACGCUAUAUUUACAAGUAUUAGACUAUGAUCGAUUUAGUAGAAAUGAUCCAAUUGGGGAGGUUUCAAUCCCACUCAACAAGGUGGACUUGGCCCACAUGCAGACAUUUUGGAAAGAGCUCAAACCCUGCAGCGAUGGCAGUGGAAGUCGAGGGGAGCUGCUACUUUCUCUUUGCUAUAACCCGACAGCCAACACCAUCACUGUGAAUAUCAUUAAAGCACGAAACCUCAAAGCCAUGGAUAUUGGAGGCACCUCAGAUCCCUAUGUCAAAGUGUGGCUAAUGCACAAGGAUAAGCGAGUAGAGAAGAAAAAGACAGUGGUUAUGAAACGCUGCCUUAAUCCAGUUUUUAAUGAAUCCUUUCCCUUUGACAUUCCAACGGAGCGACUUCGAGAAACUACUAUUAUCAUCACUGUCAUGGACAAGGACAGACUCAGCCGUAAUGAUGUCAUUGGAAAGAUUUAUUUGUCUUGGAAGAGCGGCCCAGGAGAAGUCAAACACUGGAAGGACAUGAUUGCAAGACCACGCCAGGCUGUGGCUCAGUGGCACCAACUGAAGGCGUGAGGCUUGAACUCCUUCUUCUCUCUGUCAACCACUUGAGCAACGCAACGCGGAAUCUGCUAAGAAAUACAAGCAAUCAAAAUGAGGAAUUGAAAUAGAAUCUCAUCAACUGGGGAAGGGAUUGGUUGCCUAUGAAAUCAGUUAAAGACCCCCUAUUUUAUAUGCACAAAAGAAGCACUGAGAGCUCGUUGGCAGCCAAUUCGCUAAACGGGUACAACUUCAGCCAUCUAUCUAUCUAUCUAUCUAUCUAUCUAUCUAUCUAUCUAUCUAUCUAUCUAUCUAUCUAUCUAUCUAUCUAUCUAUCUAUCUAUCUAUCUAUCUAUCUAUCUAUCUAUCUAUCUAUCUAUCUAUCUAUUUUCAAGCAGUAAUGGAGUAAAUGAUGACCUGUGUGUCCAGGGGUCCACUCCCUACAGCCUAGCUGAGUGUCCUUCUUUGUGAACCUCUGCUGUCGCUGUUUCUUUUAAAAAAGAACUUUUUUUCUGGCACUGGCACAAAAGAAAUCCAUUAAUAAUUUGUUGUCUGUUCCUACGGUGUGUGGUGUGAUGUAGCUCCUGACUUAGAGGUAAAAAAGAAGAAUAUAGCUUUCUAUAUGAAUCCCUUAGAAGUCACAAAAAGACAAUGAGACAGACUUUUCAGUCUUUGAAUGAGAAACCACUGAACCCCCCAGUUGGGAUAGAUCAUUGACCCUUCGUUUCACAUCCAUGGCCUAUAUUGCCAACAGACAUUUCCAAAAAGAUCGAGGGGGCCUAUCCAAUGGAAUGGAGGGGUUGAUUAUGGAUCAAAAGUGAGGUUGGGGGGGGUUUGGCCAAGGCAUCUCUCACACGCAAUUGUGUUUGUUGGUGUGUGCGUGUGUUUGUGUUUUCCCUGUAAAGAACAGUAAACAAAAGAGCUCUUGUGCUCACAUUUUGAGUUUUUAUGCUGUUUGUUUAAUUUAUUUAUUUAUUUUUUGAUGCUGGCUACAGAGUGUGUGGCUCAGUAUAAACAUUAAUCUGCACUUUUGUUUAACAAAAUGCAAGCAUUUAAUAAUUAAAUGAACAUUUAAAGGGAGGGGUAAUGAGUUAAGGGCUGGUUUGAUUUAGAAGAGGCAGAGCUGAGAGCUGGCUGAUGGGAUUCCUGCCUGCCGCCUUGCACACAAGGUACAACCCCAGGAUCUCUUGUAUAUCCUAGGCGGCAGCACUGUUUCCUCUGUUUCUUCUCUCACUUGUGGUUGGUUGUCUCUCCCUCAUGACACAUCUUUUCAAAUUCCAUUUUAAACAUUGAAGACGUUCAGAGGCAUCAUUACAGUAUGUUUCAACCAGUAAAGCCAUUCCAACACAUCCCUAUUUGUUGUAUAACUGUCAAAAUCACUUUACUUGAAAAGAGAUGUGGUGGAUAUGUAAUAAUUAAACAUUCAGUCUGCCAGCCUUCUUUCAUCCAAGCCAGCCAAUGUUGUGUUUCUGCAGAGGCAAGGAGGCAUUGGGAUAACUUAAAAACUUUGAUGGAUGGGAUAAUUUCAUACAAUGUAUUGGUUGCUUAUAACUGAGUAUUCCUUAAAGUUUUAUCAUACUAUUAGUUUCAGGUUGCAGAAAGUAUUUUUCUCAUAAAUGUGUUUACAUGUUGACAAUAUUAACUGAGGACAAAAUAUUGUUGCUAGGUAAUACCUUAUUUCAGCCUUGGAGUGUGUCAGUUUUCCCAUCACUACAAGAGGGUGCCACUGGUUAGUCUUCUUGUUCUUACUUUAGGGAGAAUCUAGGUUUUGACUGUAACCAUAAUAUCCUUCUUUUUCUUUUUCCUCUUUGUCUUCUCCCACUUAUAUGUUGGGUCGAUGUGCUUGAUCAACCUUCUCAGUACAGAACAACCUUAGCUAUAUAGCUCAGUCCUGCACCUCCUCCUCAGUCAAAUGUUUUUCCUUCAGAUCCAUUUUUACUUUAUCCAUCCACCUUCACUUUGGCCUCCCUCAUUUUCUCUUCUCUUUACAGUGAUCCCCUGCCUAUCGCAGAAGUUACGAUCCAGACCAGGGCCGGAUUUUCCUAUAGGCUAACUAGGCUUCAGCCUAGGGCCUCAAGAUCAAGAGGGGCCUACAUUCAAAUUGUUAGCAAAAUUUUAUUAUCUCUCAUGUAAUUUACAAACUUAAAAAUGGAAGGUGAAAGGGCCUCAUAAGUGGAAUAGCCUAGGGCCUCUUUUCAUAUAAAUCCGGCCCUGAUCCAGACCCAUCAGCGAUAGGUGAAAAUCUGCGAUAUAGAAAGACCAUAUAAAUAAACUUUUUUUUUAUAGUUUAAGCCUUAAAAUACCCCUCCCACAUGCUUUAAACAUAUGUAAACUUAUUAAAACACACUUUGUAAACACAUAUGAUAUGUGGAUGUCGUACUAAGGAUAUGAGUAACAUCUCUCUAUUAUAAAAAAAAAUCUUGGCAGGGAGACCAGGGAGAUGAGGCUUGAUCUUCUCAGAAGACAAUUUGACAUCCCGCAAGAGACAUUUUAAUGUCACGCAAGACAAGGCAGUGAGACAGGACAGCUGCUGUACAGGCUUUUAAAUGAUCGACGCACAGAGCGACAAGCAGAACAGGAAUCUUGGCAGAAGCAACACAAAGCCAGUAGCUGAUCCGUCUACUUCUCCUUAGCAUGUGUUCAACUCUCCCCCUUCACAAUGCGAGCAUGAGAGACGUGAAGUGGCAGGAGCGUAGUAUGUCUCUUGGGGGGUUUGGGGGGGUGUUAGUUGAGUGAAGCGAUCGAGACCAGGUCAUCUCAGAGAGACACAUUGAUAACACGCAAGACUAGACAUUACAACCUUAGGAAGCAAAACCCGUGAGACGGUGACUUUUGCACGUCACGCCCUACUUACAAACAAUUUAACACAAGUUCACUGACAUCUAACCUAGCAGCUGUUGGAAUGCUUUUGGAAGACACACUUCAGGUGCUCCCAGCUCUUAAGACAACGACAAGCAGAACACGCAGCUUGCCAGCAGCAGCUGCAGCAAGCCAGCAGAUGAUCUGAGCACUUCUCCUUAGCGUGCAUUCAGCAGAUGAUCUGAGCACUUCUCCUUAGCGUGCGUUCAGCCCUCACACACUACCCCCUUCCUCCUCCUCCUCCUUCAGAAUGCUAGCGGCAGAGACGUGAAAUGGCAAAAGGACAGCUGCUGUACAGGCUUUUAAGUGAUUGACGCAAAGCGCGACAAGCACAGCACAUAGCUGGCCAGCAGCAGCAGCAAGACAGCAGCUGAACUGAUCGCAUCUCUUUAGCAUGCAUUCAGACCCCCCCUUCACAAUGCGAGCAGCGUUAUAAGUCCCGCGAGAAAGAGAUUUAACCACGCCCGGGGCAGGAAAAAAAGGACAAAUAUUGUUUUUACAAAAGUUUUAAAGUAAAAGUGAAAAUAAUGCAUACGUAUCAAUUCCCAUGAAAAUAACAAUCUCUUUAAAUUGUUUAUCCGGUAAACCAAACCCGGGGGUGGGUAAGCGAGGCCCACAUAACAAUAUUAAUAAAUCUGUGAUGUAGCAGGGGUGCAAUAGCUGAACCGCGAUAAUGCGGCGGGAUCACUGUACUUCCAUUCCAUCAGUCUUUUGUCCACAUAUUCAUUGUCUCUCCUCAUCACAGGUCUAUACUACGUCAACUAACUUUCCUGUACUCUCUUAGAUUUCUCUCCCACUUUUGUUGUACAUCUGAUUGUCUCAUUUCAGUUCUGUCCUUUUUUGUAACUACACACAUCUAUCUCAACAUUUCACUUCUGCCACAUCUAACUUCUUUUCCUGUGCCCCCUUUACCCCUCCAUACACCAUUGCUGGUCUUUCUCUGUCUUGAAAAUCUUAUCUUUAACCUUCGCCUCAGUUCUUCAACCACACAAUACUCCUGAUCCCUUUUUCCAAUUGUUCCUUCCACAUUGCACUCUAUAGGUUAAUUCUGCAUCUAAAUUUCCAUCAUGGGCUACAGCUGAUCACAGAUAUUUAAAUGUAUCCACCCUUUAAGCUAAAUUAUGAAUCCUGAUCAUCAUUAAACCUUAUAUAUUCUGUCUUGUUCCUAUUUAUCUUCAGCCCUCUAGCCAAAGCCCUUCUCCAUUCUUCCAACUUCUUCUUCACUUCCCCUUUUCUGGCACUACACAACACAAAUUCAUCAGCAAAAAGCAUGCUCCAGGAUUAUUGGACUUUUUAUCCCAUGACCAUGGAGGCAAACUAGACCCAACUUGGUGCCAGUCCCAAACCAGAUGAAUAGAGGGGGUUAGUGUCAGGAAGGGCACCCAGCUGUUAAACUUAGCCAAAACCUUAAUUCUGGAAUCAAUCCAAUCAGCUUUGAAAAAUGUGACAUUUCCAUUAAUGUCAAACAUACAGGUAUACCCUUAUUACAGAGCUAAUAGUACAAGUUUUUUUUUUUUUCAAAUCUGGUAAAUAUUAAUAAAUUGUUGUGAUAUAUUUAAACUCAUUUCCCCAUUCAAUUUUUAGUCAUACUCACUGACAUUUUUGACAUGAAAAUUCUGGCCAGAACUGGGCUCUCUCAAUUGGCAUCAGGACAUUGUGAUACCCUCUGACAUUAUCAUCAUCUGAUAAAAUACAACUAUAUAGAUCCAGAUGCUAAGUAAAGUGAGAGCCUUGCCACCACCCACUACAAUAUAUUGGUUAUGAACUCCCUAAAUUGAAACAGCAAUACCUUAAUUUAAGUGUCACGCAGCUUUGAAGUGAAAAAGGAAACACAAACAGCUGAAAAAACUAUUUUCUGAAUACCUGUUAUUUCCACACAAGGACUAAAUACUUCCUUGAAACAGAGCCUCAAAGAGAAAACGUGAGACUUUCUUCAUGGCGUUUUAAAACUAAGAUGGGGUGAAAAUCAAAAUGUCUCUUUGCCCAAUCAAGGGAGCAAAUGGUAUUGGAUUUUCAUACUUUUCAUUAGGGUUGUUAGAAACGUAUCAAUAAUAUAUUACGCUACUAAAGGAAGCUUAUACUCAUUAGGGUUGUUAAAAACAUUUUAAUAUUAAGUUAUGAAACUGAAGGAGGCUUAUGCCACUGGCCAUACUCUGCUUCACAGAGCAUUUAUAUCACCCUGUCCCGUCCAAAAGUUUUCCGAAAAUAAAACCUCUAGUUUGUCUUUGUAUUCAAAAGUUUGGAAGCAACAAUUACACUUGCAAGAAGCAAAAAACUUUGCUUUCAGCUGUUUAAAAUACAGAAGGGUGUCUUCUAAAAAUAUUUGAGUUGUAUUCUAUUAAUAAUUAAUCAUGAACAAGUGUAUGUAAGCACAAUGCUAAAAAGAUAAAAUCAGCUGACAUCUAUAAACAUACAGAAUGUGUCCUACUUUAUUUUUUAAUGGGUACGUUGUAUUAUUUUCAUGGCUGGUUUUACAAAUGUGUAAAGAUAGAAAUGCAAAUUGGAUCAAGUCAUUGAUGGGUAAGGAGCACGCAGUUCCACAGACAAAAUGAAUGACAAUAUAAUCACUGUUGUAAAUGGUGCACAUCUGGGGAGUUUUACAGUGUAUUCUCUAGUACGUUUAGUCAUUUCAGAUAUGAAUUCAAAAAUCUAGAAUGGGAUAGUGGAUAGUACUCCGCCUCAUGGAUUCAGCUACUAGGUUUAAACCCUGUGGCUGGCCCUCAGAUCUGUCCCUAUGGAGUAUGCAUCUUCUGUCUGCUUUUCCAUGGGUUUUCCUUCAGGUAUUUUACUUUUUCUCCCUCACCCCCAAAGAUGAGCUUGUUAGGUUGGUUGAUGAUUCUAAAUUAGCCCUGUGCGGGUGUGUGUAUGAGUGAACGACUGGUGCUUCAUUCAGUUUGUUCCUGCUUUGCACUCAGUGCUGCCAGGAUAGGCUCUGCCCUCCAUGACCCUGAACCAGAUUGAGCAGGUUUAAGAACACAAUAUUAAUAGCAAUUGUUAGUGAUUUAUUUAUACAAUUAAAUGCAAUAUUUAUUUUUCUUAACUAAGAUAUUGUUGAAAUAUUAAUUUAACUUUGAAAUUGUGGAAAAGUUUCAAGUAAAUGUAGCAUAGAGUAUAUUAUAUCAUUUAGUUGAAAACUAGUUUUGUUCAGCAAGCAAUUUUUUUUUCUCUUGUUAACAUGAAAUUGUUCAAAAGUAACUUAACAUUCUCAAACCCACUUAAUCAAAUUUAGGGGUAACAUAAGAUAAAUAUGGUUGGGAAUAUGAUCAGACCAGAAAUGGUUUUUAUCAUGAUAGAAUGGUAUGUACAAUUUAUUAUUUCAUUAGCAGAAUGUUAUUGUUAGGGGGGAAAAUAGUGUUGUUCCAGGUUACGCUUGCAGUGGUGUGCACAGUCAGUUAACAUCAUUUAUGUAGAAUCACUUAUGGCACAACAACAUAACCUGCUUAAUCCCAUUCAGAGUAAUGUUGGGACAGGUGCUACACUGGGCACCCACGAUGAAACGUCCCUAGACAGGGUACCAGUCCAUCCCGGGGCCUGCUCACAUACACACACACUUGUAUGGGGCCAGUUUGGGAGAAGAUUGUUUAGUAUGGAUUUGGGGGGGGUGGGGUCGGGAUCUGGGCACAGAGUGACCUGUAGUGUACUGAUGUCCCCUCCAGAUCUGGCUCCAAAUUUGUGCUCAGAGUUACUAGGCUUUGUCCUCAUGCAUGUGUGGUGACUAAUGAACUGAUGGAUAGAUGAACGGUUAUCCAUAAAUGAAUUAUCAAUAUAUAUAGUGUGUGUGUGUAUAUAUAUAUAUAUAUAUAUAUAUAUAUAUAUAUAUAUAUACAGUGUAUCUAUACAGUAUGCUUGUGUACCUAAGAACCACUGAUAAGGUCAGUGCACCUAAAUUAUUUGAAGACACUUGUGGUGUACACAGCACUACAUCAUUUUGACAGGCGACUACAUAAAAGUGAACAAUGCCAUGGCGAAGCAAUAUUUCAGUUCUAUAUGAGCCAUGCAUGCAGAAAGCCAGAUUUAUACUUUUAAUAUGCUUUAUCUGAAAUUUAUUUUUGCAUUAAUAAUGGUUAAGUAUUAUAUAAUAUUUAAAAAGCAUAUUAUUAACAUUAUCAAUCUUUUUAGGCGAUAAUAAGGUGCCACAGGUCUCGCUGCCUUUUAAGACAGGAGUUUUUUUCUUUUGAUUAUCACAUGCUGAGACUUGUAUAAGUAAAAUGCAUAGUGUUCUUUCAGUUUAUGAGCCAUCUUUUAUUACUCUACAGCUCUGACUGGUGUUCAUUGUAUAUGGUAAUUCAACAUUAUGCUUUUUGAAUUUUCCUGCAAAAAUUAAGUUAGUUAUUUCCAUCUCUGCAGCAACUGCUGUUGUUUAAAUGCCACUAAAAAUGCCCAGCUUUAAUAACGUUGUAAGAAAACUCUUUCUCAAAACUUUUCAGAGUAAUAUCUCUAAGCAAAACAUUCUAAGAUUCAGUACUACAUUAAGUUUAUGUAGCAAUAAUCCAUUUGGUCCCAUUCUUUUGUCAUUAAUUUUGUCAUUGAGCGUUUUAAAUUUAAUCUUAACUAAUAUUUCUUCUGGGUAUUUACAGACAUGCAAAUGGUUAAAAUUCAAUGUUUAAUACAAUUGAAAUAGCUUGCUUUGAUUUGGGUUUAGGACUUUAGUUUGAAGUUUCAGUAACAAUAAUACUAGCAUAACUCAGUUUUAACUUUCAACUAAAGUGGUGUCACUGAAAAAGGACAAUGGCCAGGGUAUUCAUCAGUUCCUGACUACUUAUAAUCUUUUUGAAAGCCUCCUCAGGUAAUUGUACUGUUUUCACUAACUCUGAGCAAAUAUUUGUACUAGAGGAGAAUUAAGAUCUUCUGUAUGCCCCAUAUUUGUUAAUCAGCUAUCAGUAAUCAGCUAUUAUGCCUGAAAUCUUGGAUCAAGGUAGAAUCAGGAAGGAAAGCUAUUCCUGGUACCUUUUUCAGAAACACACAAAUCUAAACUCUGCUCUCUGUUGCAGAAUGUGUAUUUCAAGGCCCAAGCAUUGAUAGAUGGGUAUCGGUCCAGCAGGUUAUCAUCUGCUGAUGAUGGAUUACCUGAAGACCUUUUGUGAAAAAGUUUCAAAUGGAAACCUAAAUUUAAUACUGAAUGUAAAGAACCAAUACAAUAAAGAAUCACUAGGAUUACAUACAUCUUCAAGGUAACUUUCUUUCUGCAAAAUCUUGGUUUACUAUAUCCUGGGAUAGUUACAGAUACUAGUGUUUUUCUUAAUAUCUGUCAUGAACUCAUGAAUAGCUAUAGUGAAUUCCAGAGUAGAUGAAACGUCCAAAAAACAUCUAUUCAAAAAACGCAAAGGUUUUAUAUACCAGCUAGUGCAGUGUUCCAAACUUCAGUCAUUUCUAGAAGGCCACCGUGCAAGUCAUUUGAAGAGCAUUAUUAACAGAAGUUGCGAGUUAUCUUGAAAAUCAAUGUACGGUGUUAUUUUACAGUGUGCUAAAGUGGCCCAAGAGAUGGGUGACAUUGUCGUGGAUUUCUUAACAUUCCAGGUGUGCUCCUUUUCCUAAAAACUUUGAUGAUUUCAGUGCUGUGCAUGAGACUCAUUUUCCUGUAUACCUUCUGGACAAUUUGGCUCUUCUCUUCAUUUGUACACAUAUAAAUAAUAAUAAUAAAGCAAACAGCCUGUUUGUAAUAUUUUAGGAUGUUUUUUGCUUCGUUUCAGAAAUUAAUAUUAAUGCCCCAUGGCAUUACAGUAGGAUAGCCCAGAUUUAGUAUUUUGUAGGGACUCGUCCUCAGAUCUUCCUUGUAAGACCUUGGUGACACUUCAGAAUAGGAGCUUAGUCAAUUACUGCUGUGUAUAACAUGGUUUUUGUUAUUUUUUUUUUUACACAGCAGUAAGUGACUAAAUGGCGAGCAGUAAGUAGGUAAAAGUGUAUAAAGUGUAAUUGUUGCUUCAGUCUUAACAUGACUGAACACAGUGUUGAUAAAAUGCAGUAACUGACUAGGAGAUGCAACUCAGCUACCCCUAUUCUUAUGUAACCAAAUUCUCUGAUGUGGUCAGUUUAAAACGUUUAAAGAAGAUGCUUCACUAGCUUUAACUUCUUCAGAUUUAUUUUUUAUCUCCAUGAAAAGAAAAAGAAAAAUGGCAGUUUGCAAGAAAAUGACACAGAGGAUUAAUUUUCCCUUUUGUUGUUUUACAUUUCAGCUGGAAAUCUUUGUUUCCCAGUCUAUAAAGUCAACUGCUAGAAGCCUCAUAGUGGCAAUAAACUAUUAAGUGAGCACCUAAUGUGUAAAAUCGGUAGAAAAGCGGACACAAUGCAGCUGGGGGCGGAUGCAAGGAAGCAGGUGUCCUUCUGAAUUUUCAAAACAGUUUUAGCUGUUGAUCAGUUAGACUGCAGUGACCUCUAGUGGGGAUAACUUUUAAUUACAUGGUGCUAAGAACACAAGCCGGCCAGCAAUGUGUCCUUUUGCUCUCAAGCUAAUGCCUGCAUGGCUCUGCCCUUCUGAAAAGACCAAGACUCUUAUAUUUUUUUAAGCAUCUGUCGUGUACAGGUGUAGAACCCCUCCCAGUCAGGGUUUAACAAUGCAUUAUUCUUAGUAUCAGUAAUAAUAUAAAUAAUAAUAAUCAUUUUAUGUUAUGUCGUGUGUGCUUGUUGUUUUUCUUAUGGUCUAUCUGCAGAAACAAAAAGGCAUUGUGAAUUUUCCAGACUAAAUGUACAGAUUGUUUAAAUAUUUGUUGUAUACAGAUUUUUUUUGUUAUUAUAAGAAAAGAGGAAAUAACUGCAGAUUGUCCUCCUUGAAUAAGGACAUUUGAUUUUUGAGGUAUUCAUGUUGGUGUCACAAAGCCCUGGGAGUGACAGAAAAAAAGAGUGUUUCCUCAGGUACCUCUUCCCCUGAAAAGUCCUGCUCCAUUCCAAACAAUCAUAUUUGUUAUUCAUGAGUUCUUAUGUUUUAAAACCAAAUGGUCUUCUUUCAUGUUUAUUUGUUGUUUAGUAACAUUGCAGAAGCAUGACAGUGUACAAAACUUCUAAAUCAGUUUACUUUAAGGGUUACAUUUACCUAAGACAGGGCUAUGGCAACAUUUCUUUUCAUGCUUUUGGCAUAGAUAGAUAGAUAGAUAGAUAGAUAGAUAGAUAGAUAGAUAGAUAGAUAGAUAGAUAGAUAGAUAGAUAGAUAGAUAGAUAGAUAGAUAGAUAGAUAGAUAGAUAGAUAGAUAGAUAGAUUCAAUAUUAAAAAUAUUAAACAAAAUAUUUGGAUAAAAAGGUGAAAUUAGCACAAUAGUGUGCCAUUUUAGAAAUCCCCAACCUACUCUCCUUCAAGAUCAGAAGACAUAUACCUAUUUUUUGAUGUUUCUGUUUCUGCAAUGAUAUUAAACAUUUUUUUAAAUAUAUAUAUUUUUUUAUUUUGUAA